Molecule: messenger RNA, 2508 nt
Organism: Daucus carota subsp. sativus
Lineage: Eukaryota; Viridiplantae; Streptophyta; Magnoliopsida; Apiales; Apiaceae
Product: protein NARROW LEAF 1
Exons: 8
Coding region: 434-2215 (593 amino acids)
Source: RefSeq, a predicted model, not a curated record
AUAAGAAUGGCCCAUCUCCAAAUUCCUCAACCCCACUAAUAUUAUAUAAUUUUUCUGCCCAUCUUUCACCUCACCAUUAAAAAUCUUCUCCCCCAUCAACAGUCUCAUGACCCCAAUGAGUGCCAAUAAACAAAAUUUUGAUUGUGACACCAAAAACGAAAAAGGGCAGUACUUUUUUUCAAGAAAAUAAAUAAAAAUACAAUCUUUAUUACUUGUUCUUGCACAAAACAAGCAGAUACUAUAGAAUAGAAGACAGGAAUGGAAAUCUUGAAGAGGGUUUGCUAAGAGUUUUCUUGGAUUAUAUCACCUAACAGCAUCAGAGGCUUUGGAUUAACAUGCAUUGUAGAUGAUAAAUUGGAAUUCUUACCGGUCUUGUCUGAUUUGGCUUCCCUAAUCAAUCAAAUAUGAUUUGGUAAAUGUGAAGAGCUGGAAAAUGGACAAAACAAGACUUGAUUUAAAAAAUAAACCUUUUGGAUCUGCACCAUCAGAGGAAUCAUCUGUGGAUCUAGAGAGAAACUACUCUAAACAUCUGGACUUGCCUUCAUGUAGUCCAUCACCUUUACAGGCUGUUGCAUCAGGUGGUCAGUUCUCUGAGAGCAGUGCUGCCUACUUCUCAUGGCCUACUACCAGCCGGUUAAAUGACGCAGCUGAGGAUAGGUCAAACUACUUCGGAAACCUACAGAAGGGUGUUUUGCCUGAGACAUUUGGGCGCCUGCCUGCAGGACAGCGAGCAACCACUUUGCUUGAAGUAUUGACAGUCAGGGCAUUUCAUAGCAAAAUCUUGCGACGUUGUAGUCUUGGCACAGCAGUUGGCUUCCGAAUACGGCGUGGUGUUUUGACUAAUAUACCUGCCAUUCUUGUCUUUGUUGCUCGCAAAGUCAACAGGCAAUGGCUUCAGCACAUUCAUUGUUUACCCACUGCUCUAGAGGGACCUGGAGGUGUAUGGUGUGAUGUAGACGUUGUUGAGUUCUCUUACUUUGGCGCACCUGCUGCGACUCCAAAGGAAGAAUUUUACACAGAGCUCGUAGAUGGUUUGCGUGGAAGUGAUCCCUGCAUAGGCUCUGGUUCCCAGGUUGCUAGCCAAGAGACAUAUGGUACCUUGGGUGCCAUUGUGAAAAGUCGAACUGGAAAUCGACAAGUUGGUUUUCUCACUAAUCGGCAUGUAGCAGUUGACCUGGAUUACCCUAACCAGAAAAUGUUUCAUCCUUUGCCACCAAGCCUUGGACCCGGGGUGUAUCUGGGUGCCGUGGAGAGAGCAACAUCUUUCAUAACAGAUGAUCAGUGGUAUGGCAUUUUUGCUGGGACAAACCCAGAAACUUUUGUUCGAGCUGAUGGAGCAUUCAUUGCUUUUGCAGAAGAUUUUAAUAUAUCCAAUGUAUCUACAUCAGUUAAGGGCGUAGGUGAGAUCGGGGAUGUCAAGAUUAUAGACUUGCAGUCUCCUAUUGGUAGUCUGAUCGGCAGACAAGUAGUGAAAGUAGGACGAAGCUCUGGUUUGACUACAGGGACAAUUAUGGCUUAUGCUUUAGAAUACAAUGAUGAAAAAGGGAUCUGUUUCUUUACUGACUUUCUUGUGGUUGGGGAAAACCAGCAAACUUUUGAUCUUGAAGGUGACAGUGGAAGCUUAAUUCUUCUUAUAGGUCAAAAUGGUGAAAAACCUAGGCCAGUUGGAAUCAUUUGGGGUGGGACGGCUAAUCGUGGUAGGUUAAAGUUAAAAGUUGGCCAACCUCCAGAGAAUUGGACAAGUGGAGUUGAUCUAGGCCGCCUUCUUGAUCUCCUUGAACUUGAUCUCAUAACAAGCAAAGAAGGUCUUCGAGCAUCUAUACGAGAUCAAAGGAAAGCUUCAACAGCUGGAAUGGGUUCAGCUUUUGAAGAGUCGUCUGCUCAUGUGAGGAAACAACUUAAAGGAUGCAACAAAAAAGAGCCCCUUGGUUCCAUUCCUACUGAAGGUUCAUCUCAUUGCAGGCUUAACCCACCUUUCAUGCCUAAGGAGUUUAACAUAGAAGGUAGUCCUAGAAGUGCUCCAAGUGUAGAGCAUCAAUUCAUUCCAAGUGCUGCAGGGAUGCAUCAACACAAUAAACAAGAAAUCACAGAAUCAAAAAGCCUCCUGGCAGCAAGUAGAUGUGAAGAGAUUACUAUCUCACUGCAAUUAGGUGAUCCCGAACAAAAAAGAAGGAAACAGUCUGAUUCUUCACUGAUAGCCAAAGAUCGAAACUGAAUGUCUGGAAAUGCAGCAAUUUUGCAUCAUAGACUUUCCAAACUUGGAUGACUCGACUUUCAGGUUGCAAGUUCUGACAUUUUGUCAAAUAAAAUAUAUCCAAGAGCCGGUUACAUAUCACCAGAUCUGUCAUUGCUGCUAUUAUAAUAUUAUGAUGUUAAUACUAGUAGAAAAUCGAUUGUAAAAUCCAAGAGUUAGUGUGGAUUAUUUCCUUCAGUCCCUUGUUUCUGGUAAUAUGAAUUGUGUAUAAACUUAAGUUAUGUAUCAAUGUUCAUAUCGAAAUUUUGAAAUAA